UGAUAAGCGAUAAUAAAACCCGACUUGAUUUUGGAUAAUGACUAUAAGAAUUUAAAUAUCAAUUGCAGUUGUAAUCAUGUUGUUUUUGGUUGUGUUCGGGGCGCUAGCGGCGUUUGUCAGCGGGCAGACCACGCAGGUCAAUCAAUGCACGCAAAAUCGCGGCGAUGUCCCCAUAAACACAUAUAUUGCCGGGUGUGAGGUCCCGCCCUGCGGCCUCCCGCAACUGGAGGAUGCCGUCAUCAAGAUCGUCUUCAGGGCCCCUCGCACCAUGCACAGCAUGACAACACUGGCAACAGCCUACUUGCCGGGUCCGUUCGGGAUCGAAGUGCCCAUAUCCCACAACCUGCAAGAUAAAGCAGUCACCUGCAAUUUCCUAGAAAACUCCUACUGCCCUGUGCUGGAGGGCGAGGUCCUGCAAUAUACACUGCUCAUGUAUAUAGAGUCCACCUUUGUUGCGGGCAUCUCCCCCACGAUCGAGUUCCGCAUCACGGACGAGAACAACGAGCCCUUCGUGUGCAUCCGCGUGCCCAUCGUCAUCCUGCGGCCCAACUCCAGGCUCGCCGCCCUCAACACUACGCGAGUCGACAAUAACUAACUAUCAUCAAGCCUUAAGGGAUUGAGCACAUUUGACAUGUUUAAAUGAAUGCGUGAAAUUACAUUGUCAACGGUAGGGUAUGUAGAUAAAUAAAAUUAUUUAUUUCAUUAUAAUGACGUCUCAAGCUAAGAAAAAAAAAAUUAAAACGUAGUAAUUACAAGAAUGAAGUAAAAUGCAAAUUGUAUUCUUGUUGUUGUAUUGCGGUUCACAAAAAUUGAACAAAGAAUAAUUCAGGAGGUUACAAUCGUAUCGUACUAGGAAGUUAUAUAAACUGUAUCAUCACCAGGGCCCGCAGAUGCAAUGCCGUUGACGAAAAAUAUACGUCAAGCUGCAUAGAGUAUAAUUCCAAUUAGUAACUACGAAAAGUCGUCAAUAAUUAAUCAUUUGUCAAUCUCUUUAGUUAACCAAUAUUGAUACAUGAAAUAAUCAGUACAGAACGUCUAACUGACUAUUAUCUUACUAUCACUCAAUUAAAAUAAUUUUGGACAGUGUAUUUUACGUAAUACGCUAUAAGGCUAUAAGACCUGCCUUGACGUAUGCUACCGAGUGUUGGGCGAUCAAAAAAGUUCAUACCAACCAGAUGAAGAUGCUGAGAUGGGCAGCAGGUGUAACUAGACUUGGUCAAGUGCGUAAUGAACACAUUAGAGGCAGUUUCAAAGUUGCAACUUGCACCCAUCACGGAAAAACUAACAGAACAGCGGCUGAGAUAGUAUGGACAUAUUAUGAGGCGUGACGAUGACCAUGUGAUGAAAAAAGCAUUAACUGCCCAAUACCAAGAGAGGGUCUGGACGGCCACCUGCCUGCUACAUGGUGGUCCACAGUAUCCAAGGAUUUGGAGCGAGCCCAACUGUCAACAGCGACAACCCCGGACAGGCAGUCCUGGCGCAUGAGAACGAGGAGAGCCGACCUCAAAUAAAUCGGAUAAGGCAAAGACAAAGAAGAAGAAGAGUGUAUUAUGUAACAAUUAUUUAUUUUUCUACGCGUCAAUAUAGUAUACGUUAAAAGUUAUCCCAAUUUAUAGUGUUAUAAAAAAACUCCCUUAAUGUUAAAUUACGUCAUUUUUGCGUGAAUGGCAUGACAUGUACAAUGUACGGGCCCUGAUCAUCACCAAGACAUAUAAAACCAAAUAAAUAUAUAUAUUUA
Messenger RNA from Cydia pomonella (codling moth), 1738 nucleotides. RefSeq lists its product as uncharacterized. The coding region runs from base 77 to 595 and encodes 172 amino acids. Lineage: Eukaryota; Metazoa; Arthropoda; Insecta; Lepidoptera; Tortricidae. The record is from RefSeq and is a predicted model, not a curated record. The transcript is spliced from 4 exons.